GAGACAGUGUUGUUGGUGCCAUACAAAGGCAGCAUCUUUGCACUUGCAAACAUGGUGGCGGUGAGGAGGAGACGAGUGAGGAAGAGGAAACAGGAAAUGUUGGGAUUUCCUCUGGACGUGAGGUGUUUUUCCUCUGUGUGGGAUCGAGUCCUGCAGAGAAGCUGCAGAGGCUCAGCGAGCACAUUCUCCUCAGUUCAAAACCUUCUUUCCCACACUUUUUUUCUGAGGUACACCUCCAAGAUUUCCUGACAUUUUUUGCCCAUCUUGCCUCUCCCAAAUCCCGGCUGGUGAUGUGACAACUGUCACUCGGAAAACUUGGACCGUAUUUAGCAUCCCCCCGGUCAGGCCUCACUUGAGGUUCUUACAGCAUGUUGCGUUGUGUUGUUCAGCGGGCCAACAACUUGCGGCACUCCGACCCCCUGGCCAGUGUCAGCUUUCGAGGCUCUAAGAAGAAGACCAAGGUCAUCAAGAACAACCCCAAUCCUGUUUGGAACGAGGGGUUCGAAUGGGACCUGAAGGGGGUCCCUUUGGACUCAGGGGCUGAGCUGCACUGUGUGGUGAAGGACCAUGAGAAGAUGGGGAGGAACAGGUUUCUUGGGGAAAGUCGACUUUCUGUCAGAGACGUGCUGAGCUCUCCCAACAUGGCCGCCUCCUUCACUGUCUCUCUAUUGGACACCAAGAGGAACAAUACGGGAGCCACACUCACCUUGCAGGUGUCCUACAUCCCUCCUCCCGGGUCAGCUCCUGUCUUCCAAUCUCCGUCCCUGCCUGAGGUCCUCCCGCACAGCAACCCCAAUGUGGAGCUGGACACUGUAACAAUGAUCUCCCUGGACACUCUUGGUGAGGAGGACACAGAGAGCAUGAUCAUGUUGGAGGUCCCUGAGGACCAGGUUGCGGACGAUGGACGCUCCAUGGUGGUGGUCGGCCCCCAGGGGCCUCAGGGAAAGGAGUCGCCUGCCGCCCAGACCCCCAAACGCUCGCCUCCGUCCUACAACACCCACGGGGGGCUGAAGAAGAGGAGGAGGGGCGCCAGUGGUCAGACCAAACCUCUUUCCAAUAAGCCUCAGGACAUUCAGGUUCGCGUGCGAGUCAUCGCGGCGCGACAGCUGCCGGGCGUCAACAUCAACCCUGUUGUCAAGGUGACGGUGGCUGGACAGAGCAGGAGGACACGCAUCCGCAAGGGCAACAACCCGACCUUUGAUGAGACUUUCUUCCUGAACUUCUUCGAGACGCCAUCUGACUUGUUUGAUGAAGCCAUUUUCAUCACGGUGUGUGACUCGCGCUCCCUCAGGACGGACGCCAUGAUCGGACAGUUCAAGCUUGACGUGGGCGGCGUCUACAACGAGCACCGACACUGCUACUUGAGGAAAUGGCUGCUCCUCUGUGACCCUGAUGACCUGUCUGCUGGGGUUAGAGGCUACCUGAAAGUCAGCCUUUGGGUGCUGGCUGCUGGAGAUGAGCCACCGGCGGACAAGCGCGAGUGUGUGGAGGACAAGGAGGACAUUGAGGGGAACCUGCUGCGACCGGCCGGUCUGACCCUCAGAGGAGCAUCCUUCACCUUGAGGGUCUUCAGAGCGGAGGACCUUCCCCAGAUGGACGAUGCCUUCAUGGAUGGCAUGAGGCAGAUUUUUGGCUUUGACAGCAAUAGGAAGAACCUGGUGGAUCCCCUGGUGGAGAUCCACUUUGCUGGCAAAACAAUCUGCACCAAGGUUCUGGAGAAGAAUGCCAAUCCACAGUGGCACCAGAGUCUUACAAUGCCAAUCAGGUUUCCUUCCAUGUGUGAGAAGAUGAGGAUCAGAAUUCUUGACUGGGACCGGGCCAGUCACAAUGAUGUCAUUGGCACCGCCCACCUCUGUAUGUCCAAGAUCUCAGCUCCAGGAGGAGAGCUGGAGGACGAUUUGACUCCGCGCAGCGUCCACUCUGGCAUGGAUGACACGCUUGGCUUCCUGCCCACGUUUGGUCCGUGUUUUGUCAACUUCUACGGCAGUCCCCGAGAGUUCAGCACCUUCAACGACCCUCACGAAGCCUUGAACCUGGGCAAAGGGGAGGGCGUGGCUUACCGAGGUCGGGUUUUACUGGAAUUGACCACGAAGCUGGUGGACAAGCCGGAGCAUAAAACGGAAGACAUUCCGUCAGAUGAUCUGCUGGUGGCUGAGAAGUUUCUCAGGAAGAGGAAGUUCUCUCUCUUUGUGGCGUUCUAUUCGGCCACGCUCCUCCAGGAUGUCGACGAUGCCGUCCAGUUUGAGGUCAGCAUCGGCAACUACGGCAACAAGUUUGACUACAGCUGCCUCCCUCUGGCCUCCACCACACAGUUCAGCAGGGCCGUAUUUGAUGGUUGCCAUUACUAUUACCUCCCCUGGGGAAAUGUGAAGCCAGUGGUGGUCCUGUCCUCUGCGUGGGAAGAUAUCGCUCCGAGGAUAGAGGCUCUCAACAUGCUGCUGGCUGUCCUUGACAGACUGGAGGCCAACCUGCAGCGGGUGCAACUGGAAGUGAAGUCAGGGAGCGACAUGGACGAGUUGGAGCUGCGAGUGAUGGAGAUGUUGGAUCAGGUGAUCACAGACUGCAGUCAGGAGCUGCCGUCUCUUCGGCGUUGGCCGUGUGCGACCCCUCUGGACCGCUCACUGCAACACAUUCGCACUCUGCACCUGCAGCAGAUUGUCGCAGGAGCACUGGCCCUCAAGCAUGGGCCAGCCACGGAGCUUUCGACCGUCAUGGAGCAGGCGGAGGACUGGGCCAGCCGGCUAAGGAGUUUGGCUGAGGAGCCUCAGAACAGUCUCCCUGACAUCGUGAUAUGGAUGCUGCAGGGAGAGCGAAGGGUGGCAUACCAUCGCAUUCCAGCACACAGUGUCCUCUUCUCUGAGCGACACUGUGGCAAACACUGUGGGCAGUUACAGACCGUCUUCCUCAAAUAUCCACAAGGGGGCAGCGGAGAGGCCAAGCUUCCUGGUCAGCUCAGGGUCAAAGUGUGGUUCGGACUGGCUGCAGACGACAAACACUUCAACCAGUGCGCUGAAGGAAAACUGUCAGUGUUCGCAGAGACGUACGAAAACCAGACCCGGCUCGCCCUAGUGGGCAAUUGGGGUACUGCAGGCCUCACCUGUCCUAAGUUCAGCGACGUGACGGGAAGGGUGAAACUGCCCAAGGACAGUUUCAAACCCUCACCUGGCUGGACCUGGGCCGGAGACUGGUACAUCAGCCCUGAGAGGACACUGCUAUUUGACGUGGACGCCGGCCACAUGACCUUCACAGAGGAAGUCUUUGAAAACCAUAUGAGGUUACCUGGUGGACAGUGGAUCGGCAUGCCUGAGGGAUACACUGAUGUGAAUGGCGAAAAAGCAGUGCCAAAAGACGAGGUGGAGUGUCCUCCGGGCUGGGUGUGGGAGGAGCCUGAGUGGAGCGAAGAUCUCAACAGGGGCGUAGAUGAUCAAGGCUGGGAGUACGGCAUCACCAUCCCACCGGAUCGCCGGCCCAAGUCAUGGGUCCCUGCUGAGAAGAUGUACCACACCAACCGUCGGAGGCGAUGGAUACGCUUGAGAAGGCGGGACCAAAAGAAGAUGGAUGCUCUCAGAAAGCAGCAUCCAGACGAGGCGGAGCGGGAGGGCUGGGAGUACACCUCGCUGUUCGGCUGGAGGUUUCACCUGAAGCCAAGGAAGACGGACAGCUUUCGGCGGCGCAGGUGGAGGUGUCGCAUGGAGCCCCUGGAGAAGACGGGACCGGCAGCCAUCUUUGCUCUGGAGUGCUCACUGAGCAGCAUAGAAGACAAACAUGAUGACAAGUCUGUCACCACCACCUUUGGAGUCAACAGACCCACGAUUUCCUGUUUCUUUGAGCGUGGAACCCGCUACCACCUGCGCUGCUACUUGUAUCAAGCUAGAGACCUGCUGGCCAUGGACAAGGACAGCUUCUCUGAUCCCUACGCCAUUGUGUCUUUCCUCCAUCAGUCCCAGAAGACAGUGACGGUGCGUAACACCCUGAACCCUACCUGGGACCAGACGCUCAUCUUCUACGAGGUGGAGAUUUUUGGGGACCCCGAGGCCACGAUUGCCAGCCCUCCCCAUGUGGUGGUGGAACUUUAUGACCAGGACACAUAUGGGGCAGAUGAGUUCAUGGGUCGUUGUGUGUGCUCGCCCUCGCUGACCCGCUCGCCUCGCCUGGCCUGGUUCCCUAUCCGCCUUGGCGAGAAGGACGCUGGCGAACUGUUGGCAGCAUUUGAGCUCAUACACAGGGAGAAGCCAGUAGUUCACCACAUUCCAGGUCAAGAGGCUGACGUCGUAACCUCCAGGCAUGUUCUGGAUGAGUUGAUGUUCCCAGGAUUCCCCAGUGAGAACCUGCAGCAAUGGCCGGAUGAGUCAGAUCUUCCGUGCCCCCCGCCACAGAGGGAGCCCAAUGUCUUCAUGGUGCCUCAGGGAAUCAAACCUGUCCUGCAGAGAACCGCCAUCGAGGUGUUGGCGUGGGGCGUCCGCAACCUGAAGAGCUUCCAGCUAGCCAGCGUCACCUCGCCCAGCCUGCAGGUGGAGUGCGGCGGCACCACGGUCCAAAGCUGCGUUAUCCGCAGCGUGAAGAAGAAGGCCAACUUUGACAUCAACACACUCUUCCUUGACGUGAGACUCCCCCUGAUGGAGCUCUACAUGCCCCCCAUUGUCAUCAAAGUUAUUGACAACCGUCAGUUUGGCAGGAAGCCCGUGGUGGGCCAGUGCACCAUCCGCUGCCUGGAGGAGUACCGAUGCUUCCCCGAGGAUGAGGACAGGGAUCAGGAGGAGGCGGAUGGAGGUAAAGGUCAGAUGCCCCGCAUGGUCAGUGGCGAUGCCUUCAUCGCCGUGGACGACGAGGAGCCGCUAAUCUUGCAUCAGCUUGCAGACGGAGCCACUUCCGCUAUCAUUAACCUCUCCGCCUCUAGCUGCAGCCUCCACGAAGAAGAUUUUGUGGACUGGUGGAGCAAGUUCUACGCGUCCACUGGAGAGACAAGGAAGUGUGGGACGUAUCUGGAACGAGGCUUGGACACUCUGCAGGUGUACGACAGGGAGUUGGAGAAGGUGGAGGCUUUUGAAGGUCUUUCCGAUUUCUGUCGUACCUUCAAGCUGCAACGAGGAAAGACGCAGGAGGAAGGAGAAGAUCCGUCAGUGGUGGGAGAGUUCAAGGGUAUGUUUAAAAUCUACGCCCUUCCGGAGGACCCCUCGGCCCCUGCUCCAUCUAGACAGUUCAGGAAGCUUCCUCCUAACGGUGUGGAGGAGUGUUUGGUUCGCGUCUACAUUGUUCAGGCUCGAGGACUGCAGCCCAAAGACGCGAAUGGAAAGUGCGACCCCUAUUUGAGGAUCUCACUUGGGAAGAAGACCAUCAAUGACCAUGAAAACUAUGUCCCCUGCACGCUGGAGCCUGUCUUUGGAAAGAUGUUCGAGCUGAGCUGUUCCCUCCCCCAGGACAAGGACCUGCGGGUGAUGCUGUACGACCACGAUUUGCUCACCAAGGACGAGAAGAUUGGCGAGACAGUCAUUGACCUGGAGAACCGCUUCCUGUCCAAAUAUGGAGCGGGCUGCGGUCUGCCUAUGUCCUACUGCCUCUCGGGCGUCAACCAGUGGCGGGACCAGCUCACUCCCAGGCAGCUGCUGUCCAGAGUGUGUGAGCGCAGGAACCUGCGCAAGCCUGUCUACCGCAAAGACACGGUCCACUUCAGAGGGGUGCAGUAUGGCAUCGCUGACCUCGAGGACGGAUACGUGUCCAAACGUCAUCUGGGCCCCGUUGAGGAGCGUCUGUCGCUCCACAUAUUGAGGGAAAUGGCUCUGGUUCCAGAACACGUGGAGACCCGAGCGCUGUACAGCCCGCUGCAACCCGACAUUGAGCAGGGACGUCUCAUGAUGUGGGUGGACCUGUUCCCCAAGUCUCUGGGACCACCUGGACCGCCCUUCAACAUCACACCGCGCCAAGCCAAGAAGUUCUUGCUGCGUUGCAUCAUCUGGAACACCAGCGAUGUCAUCCUGGACGAUGUCAGCAUCAGCGGGGAGAAGAUGAGCGACAUCUAUGUGAAAGGCUGGCUUGACGGACACGAGCACAACAAGCAGAAGACAGAUGUCCACUACCGUUCACUGGAUGGAGAAGCAAACUUCAACUACAGAUUCGUCUUUCCUUUUCUCUACUUGCCAGCAGAGCAGUUGUGUGUGGUUGACAGGAAGGAACAUUUCUGGAGUUUGGACAAAGCCGAAACUAAACUGACCCCCAAACUGACCAUCCAAGUGUGGGACAAUGACAAGUUUUCCUUCGACGACUAUCUUGGUCACCUGGUGAUGGACCUCAACUACAUGAUGCGUCCGGCCAAGUCGGCUGAGAAGUGCGACCUGCGUCUGCUGGAGCAGCCAGCCGAGCAGCUGGUGUCUCUGUUUGAGCAGAAGACUGUCAAAGGAUGGUGGCCCUGCAGACGCGAGCACGACGGAGGCCAACUAUUAGCUGGCAAGGUGGAGAUGUCUCUGGAGAUUGUGACAGAACAAGAACACGAGGAGAGACCUGCUGGUCUGGGCCGAGAUGAGCCCAACGUAAACCCACACCUGGAAGAGCCUCUGCGUCCAGAGACCUCCUUCUUGUGGUUCUCGUCCCCCUACAAGACGCUCAGGUUCAUCUUGUGGAGACGCUUCAAGUGCUUCAUUGUCCUAUUCAUCAUCCUCUUUCUCGUCGUUCUCUUCCUUGGUGUCUUCCUCUACUCCUUCCCGAACUACGCUGCCAUGAGGAUGGUGGGCCCGUUUGGACCAGCACGGGCUGCAGAGUGACCUCAGAGAGCAUCUGCAUCUUCUGUGAAUGUAUUCCGUCAGAGCUUUAUGUCGUUUGUGCUUAAUUAAAGCCUCACAAGCCUUUACCCUAACAUGUUUGGGUCAUAGUCGUGUCUCUAGUGUCACUCUUCUUGUUCCUGUCAUGUGUUUAUGCAGCGAGGACAGGGGACAAAGAGCUGUGAGCAGUUCAAGUUAACAUGUCGAAGCUUUCAUUGAAAAAACAAAAAUCACUGCUUAUUCUCCUUGAAUGUCACAUGCUUCAUUUCCUCGUCCUCCUGCCAUCCUCCUCUUCGUCCUCAUCACCAACAAAGGUCCAUCGCUGGAAAACUCUGACUCUCUUCAUCGGCCUCUCUAAAGUGGACCCGAGUGGAAAAGUUGACGUAGUGGUCCCGGCGGCGCUUGUAAACAAAAGUCACAUUGAGCGCUGGAAAGACUUUAGCGAGCGUCUCGUCCUGCCAGGUCCAACCAGUUUGUAACCGCGGAGACCAACGUUUCACCAAAGCGUCUGACCUGCCGCUCGGUUCUGGCCUUGUGCGACUGCUUGUUGUCUGUCUCGUUUAUCUGAAUGUCUCCAUGGCGACAC
Messenger RNA from Dunckerocampus dactyliophorus (ringed pipefish), 7338 nucleotides. It is a transcript of the gene dysf, whose product is annotated as dysferlin, limb girdle muscular dystrophy 2B (autosomal recessive). Lineage: Eukaryota; Metazoa; Chordata; Actinopteri; Syngnathiformes; Syngnathidae. The record is from RefSeq and is a predicted model, not a curated record. Gene Ontology annotation, biological process: vesicle fusion; monocyte activation involved in immune response; macrophage activation involved in immune response. Gene Ontology annotation, cellular component: T-tubule; cytoplasmic vesicle; membrane. The transcript has 57 exons. Gene Ontology annotation, molecular function: calcium ion binding; calcium-dependent phospholipid binding. The coding region runs from base 369 to 6755 and encodes 2128 amino acids.